AUGACGGAGACCAAGCAGCAUGGAACCUUCGCCGUCAAGAGUGGUCUGGCCCAGAUGUUGAAGGGUGGCGUGAUCAUGGAUGUGGUGACCGCCGAGGAGGCCCGCAUCGCCGAGGAGGCCGGUGCCGUGGCGGUGAUGGCCCUGGAGCGUGUGCCCGCGGACAUCCGCAAGGAUGGUGGCGUGGCCCGCAUGAGCGACCCGGACAUGAUCAGGUCCAUUAAGGCCGCGGUGACCAUCCCCGUCAUGGCCAAGGCCCGCAUCGGGCACUUCGUGGAGGCCCAGAUCCUGGAGGCCCUGGGCGUGGACUACAUCGACGAGUCCGAGGUGCUCACCCCUGCCGACGACAUCCACCACAUCUCCAAGCACAACUUCAAGGUGCCCUUUGUUUGUGGCUGCCGCGACCUGGGCGAGGCCCUGCGCCGCAUCGCCGAGGGCGCAGCCAUGAUCCGCACCAAGGGCGCCAUCCGCCAGCUGGCGACCCUCGACGAGGACGAGCUGUACGUGUACGCCAAGGAGAUUCGCGCGCCUGUGGAGCUGGUGCGGCAGACCAAGGCGCUGGGCCGCCUGCCCGUGGUCAACUUUGCCGCGGGCGGCGUGGCCACCCCCGCGGACGCCGCGCUGAUGAUGCAGCUCGGCAUGGACGGCGUCUUCGUCGGCUCUGGCAUCUUCAAGUCGGGCGAUCCCGCCAAGCGCGCGCGCGCCAUCGUGCAGGCCGUCACCCAUUACAGCGACGCCAAGAUCCUGGCGGAGGUGUCGGGCGGCCUGGGCGACGCCAUGGUCGGCAUCGACGUGCGGGAGAACGGCUUCACUUCCUACGCUGCGCGUUCCGAGUGA
Molecule: messenger RNA, 834 nt
Organism: Auxenochlorella protothecoides
Lineage: Eukaryota; Viridiplantae; Chlorophyta; Trebouxiophyceae; Chlorellales; Chlorellaceae
Product: putative pyridoxal biosynthesis protein PDX1
Exons: 3
Coding region: 1-834 (277 amino acids)
Biological process (GO): pyridoxine biosynthetic process; amino acid metabolic process; pyridoxal 5'-phosphate biosynthetic process
Molecular function (GO): amine-lyase activity
Source: RefSeq, a predicted model, not a curated record